This is a messenger RNA of Temnothorax curvispinosus, 902 nucleotides long. RefSeq lists its product as uncharacterized. The coding region runs from base 265 to 843 and encodes 192 amino acids. The transcript has 4 exons. The record is from RefSeq and is a predicted model, not a curated record. Lineage: Eukaryota; Metazoa; Arthropoda; Insecta; Hymenoptera; Formicidae.
UACAUUCAUACAAAGCGUGACGUAGCGACGAGGCGUAGCGAGAGAGAGAGAAAGAGAGAGAGAAAAAAGCCAGAUACCGGUCAACGGGCGGGAUCCAGUGUGGGAUCGGAGCGCGUCGGGCGGAGAGCCGCUAUCUCGCCGGCCGAGGUUUCUCCUAUCGCCGUCUCUCGAAAUUGCAUCGGGACUGAUAAGGCUUUCGACCGGAAGUGCCCGCGAACCCGCGCCGAGCCGCGCCAGUCGAACGGUCCUCCCGACGGUGCGAAGAUGGGUCUCAACCCCAUGAAAUGGAAAACGAGAAGUAUCAUGCACGGCGUUCUAGGCGUUCUGCUUCUCUACACGCUGUUUGUUUAUAAGAAGAAGCAUCAAGUGAUGUUCGAGGGCAUCAUAAAUAAGUCGGAUCCCAGACUGGUGUGGGAGUUCGUGGCCGAUUUUAGCAACAUGAAAAAAUUGAACCCAACAAUAGAGGAUUUUAGCGUGAUCGACGAGGGUGGGAAUUACGAACAUUGGAAAUACUCCGUGCGGUACACCGAACAUCUAAGUCACCUGCCGAUGAUCCGUAACGUGGCACACGGGCACUACGCCGUCAAACCGGACGACAACGGCUACGUCAUCAGUUCCAGGCAUCUAACUUGCUUCCUCUUCGACCUCUACUGUUUGGAGUCCGUUUCGCAAUUCAGAUUCGACACGGACGGCGCGGAGGACACGAGAUGCAUCGAGACCGUGCAAUACGAGUGCCCGAUCGCGUUUUCGCCACUGUGUCGGAGGGAAGUCAUGUACCAGCGAGAGGAGAUCCUGAAGAGGCUGAAGCUGGAGUUCGCUGUCGGCAACAGCAGAGAAAACUAGGAACGUCGACUAUGCGAGAUAUUGUGCUUACAGCUUGCGGAAUCCCUUUUUUUUUAUUU